AUGAAAGUUCAAGUGUUUUUGCUGUUGCUGGUGCUCGGAGUGUCUAUGGCGCAAACUCCUGCCGAGCUGGCUGCCUACAAGGAGAAGCAGCAAGCCUGCGUUAAGGAGCUGAAAAUAUCAGACGCGGAAGCGGCGCAGCUGACAACAGAUAAGGAGGUCCCGAGCCCCACAGCGGCUGGCAAAUGUUAUUACAAUUGCCUUUAUAAGCAAUUGGGUCUAGUUGGCGCCGAUGAUAAGCCAAAUAAUCAGGCGAUUAUGAAGUAUACGCAGGCGCGUUUUAGCAAAGCUCCGAUGGACAAAAUCAAAGCCGAGCUAGCGGCCUGCGCCGUGGGAAAUGCCAAGUUUGAAAACAAAUGCGAGUUUAUGCACGGCUUUGAGCAGUGCAUGUCGAAGGCAUUGAAGGCUUAAAUGCAUUAUGCAUGGCACUUUUUGCAUAAAUGAUAAGCGAGAGCGGUCAAUCGGGCAAUG
Drosophila busckii is the source of this 468-nucleotide messenger RNA. RefSeq lists its product as uncharacterized. Bases 1 to 408 code for a protein of 135 amino acids. Gene Ontology annotation, biological process: sensory perception of smell. Gene Ontology annotation, molecular function: odorant binding. The transcript is spliced from 2 exons. Lineage: Eukaryota; Metazoa; Arthropoda; Insecta; Diptera; Drosophilidae. The record is from RefSeq and is a predicted model, not a curated record.